Messenger RNA from Caenorhabditis remanei, 1383 nucleotides. RefSeq lists its product as uncharacterized. The transcript is spliced from 3 exons. The record is from RefSeq and is a predicted model, not a curated record. Lineage: Eukaryota; Metazoa; Nematoda; Chromadorea; Rhabditida; Rhabditidae. The coding region runs from base 1 to 1383 and encodes 460 amino acids.
AUGAAGACGCAGCCGCUACGAUAUCAGAGUCUUAAAGUUGUAUUACUUUAUAUGGAAGAAAAUGUUAGGAUCAAAAUAUCGCAGAGACUGCCAACGAUACGCUUAAUAGAAAAUCUCGUACCUCUUCGAAUUCGGUAUCUCAGUCUCAGUAGUACCGACACAUCUAUUAACGAUACAAAAUAUUUUGUGGGAGUCUAUCGAGUUUUUCAGUCUGACCAAAUUAUUCCCAAGACGGUUGAAUCUCAAAAUAAGAAUGGUGGAGUCCAAUAUGAUUUGGAUAAUUUUGGCUUUCAAGCUCCACCGAAUUAUAUUCUGGAAGCUGGUGACGUGGCACUCAUAGAUUUGAACGGAGAGCUCCUUCGUCUCGAUACGGAUGAAGUUGAAGAAAGACAAUCACAACGUUUGAGAGAUUAUGAAACGGCGUUGGCACUUAAAAACAAUUCAAUGGAUACGGAAGCUGCUGUAGAAGAACUACCAGAGAACAACGAUCAAGAUAUUGCAAACAAUGCUAGGAUACGUCGUCUAUCUAACUAUUCAGUUGAAAGUCUGAACGAAAGUAUUGCAUCUCAACGUCAUGCCCUCCUUCCAUUCCAUUACCGCCGUCACAACUUGACUCCACCGUAUACCUGUUAUAUCCAAUUGACUGUGACGACUAAAAGAACCGAAAAGCAUAUUCAACGAUAUAAGUACACGAAGAGUAUUUAUGAAGCAGCAAAGCAACUCAACACAAUUCUAUUUGGAGGUAGACAAGGCGCUAUUCAAGUUCGAGACUUUACAAUGCCUUGGUGUUCGAUUUUGAGAGUGCCAGUUGGAUUUAAAAUUAGAGUCAAAUGCAUAGAAAAAAUAGUCGAGAUGUCAUUGCGAUAUAAUCCAAUACUUUCAAUAAUCGACAGUUCCAGCUUUCCACUGGAUAAGGUCACUAUCUCUCCUAUAUUUGAGGCCGAUCUCGGUGUGAAUGAUUUCCAUUUACCAGCAAUCAGAAGUGCGAAGUUACUAAAAAUAGAAGAUGGUAGUUUUGCGCCCGGUUUGCUACCAUUGCUCAGAACUGUCCCGAAUCAAACUGUCAUUUUGAUAUAUUCUCUAGUUUCUUUCCAAGCUGAUGAUUAUUUCGCGUUGGCAAGGAGCUGGCUCAAUGACAAGCGACCUGUUGGAACUUGUUAUUUGUUUCCAAUCCAGGAAGACGAACCAGUUCAAGAUCUUUUGAAAUUAAUUAGGACUCGCAUGGAAAAUACGAAGAGAACGAAAAGAUGUGUAACCGUUUCCAUGGGACACUCAAACAGAUUGGAAGUGUAUUAUGUACCAGCUAAAACUCAUAAAAAUCCCGACGUUUGGCGUUUUGUACAUAAAUGGAUUCUCACUAUGAGAGUUGUACGCGUUCGAUAA